Molecule: messenger RNA, 471 nt
Organism: Rotaria sp. Silwood1
Lineage: Eukaryota; Metazoa; Rotifera; Eurotatoria; Philodinida; Philodinidae
Source: the annotation of a GenBank genome assembly
AUGAGUGAAAGUUCUCAUGUGUCGACAUCUGAAAGGAUUGAAAUUGUAAAAUGGUAUGCUAUGUACCAGAAUUCAGGUGAAAUUGCUCGUCAAUUUCAACAAUGUUAUGAUCAAACUCCUCCAACACCAAAGAAUAUUUUGAAUCGCGUACGAAAAUUUGAUGAAACCGGAAGUGUCGAAGAUGAACCCAGGUCUGACAGACCUAGAUCUGUCAGUACCGAUGAAAACAAACAACGUGUUCGUGCAGCUUAUGAAGAAAGUCCUGGAACAUCAUUAAGAAGCGCUUCAUUGGAUUUAAAUUUGUCUAAAAUCAGUCUUCAACGAAUGAUGAAGGAGUUGGGAUUGAAGCCUUAUCGUCCUCAAUUACUGCAUGCUCUAAGCGAGGAUGAUCCCGACAGACGCAGCGAAUGUGCUGAUAUCUUUCUGAAAUUGGUCGCUGAAGACUCUUCGUUUCCUGAUCGAAUUGUGUGA